UAGCACCUUUCAAAUGAAUCAAUAAAAAGCUUAUCGGCGGUUGUCAGGGUGUUUGAAGCGGCGGAGCAGAGCAGCACAUCACUCGUGUGGUCGUGAACGCAGCCGGACUGACUUGAGUGCAGCUCCGCCGGCCUCUCCUCCAUGACCCGCCCAUUCGCCGCCGCUCCCGGAGCCAGGUCAGGUGCUCGUCGUGCGGCUCCGCAAAAGCGUUUGCAUUUGGAAAAACUGACUGGAUUUUGUGACGGCACGAACACAGUCGAGGCCAUGCUCAGACGGAUACUGCAGAUGACUCCUGGGAAGGGAGGCUCCCAGAAUGCAGAGUCGGAGCAGCCCAGCACAGACCUUAACCAUGAUCAGACAUCUGAGGGCUUCAUCUGCCCUCAGUGCAUGAAGUCUCACAACUCUGCAGAGGAGCUGUUCAAGCACUAUGAGCUGUUCCAUGACACCGGAGACCUCCCCGCUCAUGUGGCCCCCACUCGGGAAGACCUUACAAUGCUGCGGCAAGAAGUUCAGGACCUGCAUGUUUCUCUCAAGGAGGAAAGAUGGUUCUCUGGAGAGCUCAAGAAGGAGUUAGACAAAGUCCAAGGACAACUGAAGCAAAACGAUGGACCGAUCAGCGCAGGGGAUUCUGGUCUUGAAAAGAAGUUGAAUGAGUCAGAGACAGAAAAGUUCAACAUCAAGCAGAUGAAAGACCUGUAUGAGCAGAAGGCUGCCCAGUUGGCCACAGAGAUAGUAGAUUUAAAGUCUCGCUACGAUGAGGAGAAGAGCGUCAGGGAGGCUUCUGACCAGAGGCUGGCCAAGUUGACCGAACAACUGCAGAAAGACAAGCAGGAGAACGAGAGACUCCAAACAGAACUGCUGCAGCGACCAGGAGUGGAGGACGUUGAGGUCCUGCAGAAGGAGCUGGUGCAGGUGCAGACGUUGAUGGACCAAAUGACGCGCGAGAGGGAGGAGGAGUCUGAACGCAUCAAAGGCCACUACGAGCAACUGCAGGCUAACUACACUACCUCAGAGAUUCGUAAACUUGAGAUGACCAUAUCCCAACUAAAGGCUGAACUGGAGAAGGGUCCGCAAGAGGCAGCCGUCUACACUCAAGAGAUCCACCAGCUGCAGAGCAAUCUGAAUAAUAUGCAGCAGCAAAGCCAGAGCCUGUCUGAAAAGUUGGCACGUAAGGAGAAGGAGUAUCAGGAACUGGAGAAGGGUCUGGGUGCUGAGAAAGCCGCCAAGAAGAGAGUCCAGGACAACCUGAGGGAGAGAGAGCUGGAGGUCCAAGAGCUCCAGGUUCGAGCUACAGGGGCUGAGGCCUCCCAGCAAAAGACUCAGACGGAGCUUAGAGAGAGGACUGAGGAGGUGGCAAAGCUGAAGAGUGAGAUUGGUGAGCUUGAGGUGAAGCAUGCGGAGGUGAAGGUUGAGAGGAAACAGCUUGAACAGCAAAGGGAAGAAAAAGAGAGCCAAGGUGCACAGCAGCAGACUGAGAUCAGUCAGCUUCACGCCAAACUGCUGGAGGCCGAGAGGCAGCUAGGCGAGGUGCAAGGUCGUCUGAAAGAACAGAGGCAGCUCUCCGGGGAGAAGCUAAAAGACCGCGAGCAGCAGGCAGCCGACCUACAGCUCAAACUCUCCCGUGCAGAAGAACAGUUGAAGGAGGGCGUCAGUAAGAGCACAGACCUGCAGCACCAGCUGGAGAAAGCCAAGCAGCAGCACCAGGAGCUCCAGGCGCUGCAGCAAAACACCAACGGCAAACUCCGCGAGGCACAGAAUGACCUGGAACAAGUGUUGCGUCAGAUUGGGGAUAAGGAUCAGAAGAUCCAGAACCUGGAGGCUCUGCUGCAAAAGAGUAAAGACAUCGUGAGCCAACUGGAAACUGAGAGAGAAGACCUAUGUGCCAAGAUCCAGGCCGGCGAGGGAGAGACGGCUGUUCUUAACCAGCUAAAAGAGAAAAACCACGCACUGCAAGAACAGGUGACACAGUUGACAGACAAACUGAAGAACCAGUCAGAGAGCAACAAGCAAGCCCAGGAUAACCUGCACAAGCAGGUGCAGGAGCAGAAGACUCUGCUGCGUUCGGCCCAGGACCGAGCCCACACCCUGGAGACCUCCGUCGCUGAGCUCACCACCCAGCUCACGGACAGCAAGGAGAAAGCGUCCCAGCUGGAUUCUCAGCUGAAGGCAAAGACGGAGAUGUUGCUGUCUGCAGAGGCAGCCAAGGCUGCACAGAAGGCCAACCUGGAGAACAACCUGGAGACUGCUCAGCACGCACUGCAGGACAAGCAGCAGGAGCUGAACAAAGUUCAGAAGAAGGUGGAGGAGCAGGCCCAAAGGCUCAAGGAGAGACAGGAGCAGUGCACACAGCUGGAAACCAGUCUGAAGGAAUGCAAAGACAAACUGCUGGCUUCAGAGCAGAGUGUAGUGCAGCUGGAGGGGCUUAGUAAGAAAUUGGAGUCACAGGUCGGGGAGCUGCAGGUCACACGCGAUCAGGCGCAGCAAGAAGUACAGAAGUUGCAGAAGGAAGGGUCAGAGGUUAAGCGGAAAGCUAAGGACCUGCAGCGCUCGCUGGAAGCAGAGAAAACAGGGACCAUAACGCUACAAGAGGAGGUUAAGAAAAAGACAGCUAGUUUGAGUGAUGUCCAGCAGCAGCUGGAGCGCUGUGAGCAGGAUAAAGCUGCUCUGAAGGUGAACCUAGACAAGGUGACACAGGAGGGAAAGACUCAGCAUGCAGAGCUGGACAGGAGAGCUCAGAGUCUGGCAGCAGACCUACAAAAGGCCCAGCAGGAGAAAGAGGCUCAAAAGAAGGAGCUUGUCUCUACUCAGGAGAGCCUAGGAAAGGCUAAAAAGGCACUGAAAGAGAUUCAGAGUCAACUGGACACAGAGAGGAAGAGCCACAAGUCAACCAUGGAGGAAAAGGAAAAGUCCGGUGAGAAGGCUCGACAGGAGCUUCUUAAGAAUAAUGAGACCACUACCAAAGCAAUGAAAGAAUCUAAAGAGCAGCUGGAGCAGAUGAGAGAGGCGGAGACAAAACUGAAGGGGCAGCUGAGCUCAGUAGAGAAGCAGCACUCAAAGACUCAGGAUGCACUGAAGGAAAAGGAGAAUCAAUUGGAGAAGCUCCGGGCACAGCUGAAGACGACACAGGGGUCCUUUGACGAGGAGAUGAAGAAACUGAAGGGCCAAAUGACAGAGUUACAGGACGCCAAUGUCAAGAAAGCAGAGAAUGAGAGUGAGCUGAGGGCCCAGGUUUCGCGUCUCGGCCAGGAGUUGACCUCUGGGAAGAGCCAGACGGCAGAGCUGCAGGAGACCUUGACACAAAGUCAGGAGAGUCUAACGAAGCUUCAGUCCGACUUCUACGGCAAAGAGUCUGAGGUUUCUGCUCUGCGUCAAGACCUCAAGGCAUCAGAAGAGAAGCUGAGUGUGGCCCAAGAGGAGCUGGCUGCUAACCGAAGCCACCAGACAGGUUUAGAGGCUCAGCUCGGGGAACUGAAGACGAGCCGCAGCUCGUUGGAGCAGGAGCUCGCCAAACAGGACCACAAGCGCCACCAGCAGGAGCAGACACUGAAGGAGCUCCAGAAGCAACAGAAUCACAUGAAGGAGGAGCUGGAAAAGGAGAAGAGCAAAUCGGAGGAGCUGAACAAAGCCAAGAUUGUGCUGGAAAGGAAUAGCAGCAAGUUAACUUCUGAGUUAAAGACACAAACAGAGAAGAGUGAAAAGGAGCUCGGCGAGUUGCGGGAAGCCAAACAACUGUUCAUCCAGCAGAAGCUGGAGUUGCAGGGUCGGGUGGAGUCGGUACAGGGUGCACUGGAGCAGGAGCAGAAGGAGCACCAGGCCACCAGGGACAGCAGGAGCCACAGAGAGGAGAAGCUCCUGGCCCAACACAAGGAUGUCCAGGAUCAGCUGGCUGCGGAGAAGCGAGCCAGAGAGGAUCAGGUGAAGCUCGGAGAGGAGGCUGAAGCCAAGAUGGGUGUGCAGGUGACGGCCCUGAAUGAAAACGUGGCCACGCUGAAGAGGGAGUGGCAGGGCAGCCAGAGGAGAGUCGGUGAACUGGAGAAGCAGACGGAUGAGCUGCGGGGAGAGAUCGCUGUGCUGGAGGCCACCGUCCAGAACAACCAGGACGAGAGACGGGCUCUUUUGGAAAGGUGUGUGAAGGGCGAGGGCGAGAUAGAGAAACUGCAGGCCAAGGUGGUGGAGCUGAGGAGGAAGCUAGACGACACGACCGCAGCCAUGCAGGAGCUGGGCCGGGAGAACCAGUCGCUCCAGAUCAAGCAGUCACAGACUUUGACCAGGAAGUGGGCCGAGGAUCACGAGGUGCAGAACUGCAUGGCCUGUGGGAAGGGCUUCUCUGUCACUGUCAGGAAGCACCACUGCAGACACUGUGGAAACAUUUUCUGCGCCGAGUGUUCGAUAAGGAACGCCAAAACACCGUCCUCUAAAAAGCCAGUGCGGGUGUGUGACACAUGCUUCGAGGAGCUCCAAGGCUGAUUUCCCUCUCAUCCCUUUACGCCCGCCUCCCCCAACGCUCUCUUCCCCUCACCCUUCCUCCUCCAGCGGGCAGAAGAAGGCGUGUCUUUGUUGUAUUUAAUGUGCACUAUAAAGGACAGACUCCCCGCCUGCAUGGGACUUGUGGCCCUGGUGUUGAUGGAAAUACCCGGUGGAGAACACUAGGGUCGCGUGACGGUGAUGGCGUUGGAUCGGUCGGGAUCGUCUGUAUCUGUUUUUGUGCCUUUGCUGCUCCUGUGGACUGCCAGCGAGCGGAGACAGUGAGAACUAAGCACCAUCCAUCUCUUUUAAGUUCACAUCUCCAUAAUUUUUGGCUUUAUUUGCUUUUGUACAUUGUUGAAAUGUUUGGAGUCGGCAGGUGUGAGGUCAGCGUGACACUGCAUGAGUGAAUGGAGAAGGACUUAUUGUAAUAGUGAUGUUGAAAAUCACUGCUGCCCUACAAAGGUAAAUGCAGGUAACGAUUUUGUGCCCCCCCCCCUAAAAAAAAAGAAAAAUAUCUGUAAAUGCUAACUGAAAAUAUAACUGUAAUGUUUUUCUGUGUAUAACUCAAUAAUUACUUCAAAUUGAUCACUAAAAAAAUAUGAUUUUUAUAGCUAGAAAGGUAAACCCAAGUAAUAGUAAGUACAAAAAUAUUUUUGUAACAUUCUUCAGUUGAGCUGACAGACUGUGUUAAAUGAUUGAAAUGCAAAUUUUUACUUUUGAACACAAACGUGUUUCUGAAAUAGUUUUUUUUAACUGUCAACAGUUACAGUUAGGCUUCAAAAAGUUCAACAGCUGAAGUGUUAAUUUGAUUUCACAUACACGCAUUAUGUUUUGUGUACCUUCACAUAGGUAAAUGAUAACAUUGUGUUGUACAGUAUUACACAGCAAAAAGGGAAGAAAUGACAGUUUGAGAUUUUUCUUGGAGCAUUUGUUUGGGUUAUGAAUCUCCCAACUGUAAAAACAAACAUUACAACCCCUAAAAGAAAACACUUCGUCAGGCAGUUUAUGCACCAGCGAUUCUCUGUAAAUAACUUGAUGUCAAAUCGGUUUCUGCAUGUUUCCUUUGUGUGGCAGCGUGUUUGUCGAAAUUAUUAUGUAUUCCACGACCAAAGAAUGUGUGCGGCAGGAAAACAGGCGAGACGAAAAGCCCUGAGUUUGUUUGUUUUCAUAUUUCAGUAUUUUGCCAAGCGUCUCUUCCGAAAGCAUUUGCGUUUUAAACCACAGGGUCUGACAUUUUAAAUCCUUAACACAAAAUGUGUGACGAUCUGAACAGCUUCUUUUUUUUUUUUUAAUGUACUGUCCAGUUUUGUGUUAUUUUCUACAAACUGUGGUGCUUUCUGCAGACUGUUGAUGCAGUUAUUGAAGGUGUCUGCAUGGUAAUUGAAAAAAAAAAAAAAAAUUCCUGCUGCUUUUCUCAUCCACACAACAGCACUGACUACUGCUCGAGAGAUGUGCAUGAGAUGUGUGUGAGAGAGAGAGAAAGAAAGAGUGUGCUCUGCUUGACGUUGCUGUAACAGAGUGUGUGUUAGUGUUUCGGCCCCGUGCAUAUCUGCUGAGAUGCACCGUGCGGAUGCCGGCUGCUCAGAGAGCGUCGCGUCGUCCCGGGGAUGCUGUUGUUGCGUUCGGGUGCAGCGGUUUCCUCUCCGCUCUCUGACCAGCCUGCCCACAGCUGAGAACACUAUAUAAAGAGUUCAUUCCUGCGUUGUUUUAAUUUAUAAUUGUUGACGGAUAUCGGUGAGAUCUUUUGUGCAAUUGUCCACAGACUGGAGCGGGCGACGAUGCAGGCUGCUCUGGCAUUUACAGACUCAGGCUUAAUGAAGUAGCUCCUCAUGCUCGUCCAUCUCUGCUGCAGACUCUCAGAAACAGCCGUUGCAUCCCAACCCCCCGUGUUGCAUUAGUUUUGUUAUGUCUACCUCAGAUUGGCACAGGAUAAAGCACUAUUUCUAAACAUUACACGUCACAAAUUAUUGUAUAAUUGCCUGCAUUUGAUCAACGAUUUGAUCUGUCAAGUUGUACAGUCCCGAAAACGUUCAGAGAUGAUUCGCACCUUGCACUUCAGUUCUGGGCUCGUUCCGUACGAGAACCCGGCCACAAACGUAGGACCACCAACUUCAUUCAGGCGUCAGCGUUUCUAACCCCGAUAUGCUUAACUGCUCAUUAACACAAAGUCUGUCAUAAUUAUCUUUGUAAAUGUUUGUAAUGAAAGAGAAAAAAAGGAAAUAUAUAACACUUGUGGAUGUAGAAACAUGACAACAGUGAAACUGUGGAUUCAUCAGUGUCUUACUCAUAUUUUACAAAAUGGCACCACAGACACACACACCCACGCACACACACUGAAUUGUGGCUUGCUCUGUGUUGCUACCAGCUAUCGUGCAUGAUGACUAAACUGGCCUGUGGCUCUCACGUUUUUCUCCAUGUUCAGAGUCAUAUCUGGUGGCUGUGUGACGGCAUGCCUUAGGCCAACGUCUCGUACCACACUGCUCUGCUCUCCAGUAGCAGUGACGUACCGUGUAUAACCAGAGUCAGGGUGACCUCGGGUCACCUGAAGGGUCGAGAGGAAUCAUGUCAUUUAUGUUCACAUGCACCAGUUGAUUUUCUAAUACGUCAUGACAAACCUAAAUAAAAAACGACAGUAUGUUUCUA
This is a messenger RNA of Scophthalmus maximus (turbot), 7110 nucleotides long. It is a transcript of the gene eea1, whose product is annotated as early endosome antigen 1. Lineage: Eukaryota; Metazoa; Chordata; Actinopteri; Pleuronectiformes; Scophthalmidae. Gene Ontology annotation, cellular component: early endosome. The coding region runs from base 142 to 4467 and encodes 1441 amino acids. Gene Ontology annotation, molecular function: metal ion binding; 1-phosphatidylinositol binding. The transcript is spliced from 30 exons. Gene Ontology annotation, biological process: endocytosis. The record is from RefSeq and is a predicted model, not a curated record.